UAUUGCUUGAGGUCAGGACAAUAUGACGUAGUGUUCCGAUGGUGUAUAUACUAUAUAAACGGGGACAACUUUAUGCGGUACUAGAUUAGAUCUGAGAUAGUCUCAUAGUCGGAACUGAUCAGUGAAAAAAAAAAUUGAAUAUGAACAUAAUUUUGGUUGCUGGUCUCGUGGUUGCUGUAGCAGUGGUUGCUACUCAAGCGAGUGGCGGUUUUGAACAUAGUAGCCACGGCAGUCAUGGGAGUGGAUAUGGCGGCGGACAUGGUGGUUCAGAACAUAGCGGUGGCCUAGGCGGACUCAGCAGUGGUACUGGCGGGCAUGGCGGUGGUCUAGGAGGACAUAGCGGUGGCAUCGGCGGACAUGGCAGUGGUAUCGGCGGACAAAGCGGUGGUCUCGGAGGACAUGGCAGUGGUCUUGGAGGACAUAGCGGUGGUCUCGGCGGACAUAGCGGUGGUCUCGGCGGACAAAGCGGUGGUCUCGGAGGACAUAACGGUGGUCUCAGCGGACAAAGCGGUGGUCUCAGCGGACAUAGCGGUGGUCUUGGAGCGCAUAGCGGUGGUAUUGGCGGACAUAGCGGUGGUCUCGGAGGACAUAGCGGUGGUGUUGGCGGACAUGGCGGUUAUGGCCACCAUUAAUUAAAAAUAAAUAUUUUCUUGGAGAUUGUAUGAAUAAAAUUGACUGAUUAUGUUUACGAAUUACACGUUUAAAGUUAUACAUGAAAAAAUAAAUAAAUAACUUCAAACUUUUGUUACAUAUUUUGAUUAUUAAUUUUCAAAGCCUAAUUUACGUAUCGAAAGUAUUUAUUAUUAGUAUAUGAUAUUUUUUCUACAUUUAAUUAAAAGUAUUUAUACUUUGUUUGUAUUGAAUUUUCGAAAAUUCGUAACUAAUCUAACUAGCUGUAUAUAAAUAUUGCAACAAAUAAAAUUCAGAAACUGCAGCAAGGUUCUUCAAUGGGUGAUAAUGAAAUGGUAAUACCGCCAGCGCUAUCGGUACACGCUGGUGGGGCACCAGUGAGUGGUGAUAGGUGAGGAUGAAAGCAGGUCAGUUGACCCAUCGUGACUAAUUCCGCUAGAAUUAACCACGAUAGUAUAGGUUGACCUGAUAAGGCGCAUUGCUAGUAAUGGGGAAAUUAGACCCCAUUACUAACAAUCCCUUCCUCCCCUACUGCAAGGUUUGGUUAAGUCGGUUUCUUUUUAACAAAAUUUUACCUAUAUCAGAUAUUUUUUUUAAAUGCAUCUCGGGAGGGCAAAUAAGCUAAUAGUCCACCUGAUAGGAAGUGAUUGCUAUGGUCUACAUACAUACAAAAAAAAGCAAAAAAAAAACAAAAAGCAAAAUAUAUAACACAACAAUUUCCUUCUUUUGUGCGUGUGCGCAUAGUAACACAAAAUGGUCACAACUCAGUUUAUAGCUUUGUCCUCAAAAGAGCAAAACACGCGCGAAAUUCCUUAAUAUAAAAAGAAAUAUGAAUAUAAUACAUUGUGUGUGUCCAUUACAUUUGCCACCAUUUAAAAUUGUAUUCAAAAUAAAUAAAUAAAUAACAGAUACCAUUCGAAGAGGGGUAGUUAUAUGUAUAUACUUUAGGAAAACAGAUCAGAGUACUAUGCAGAAUUAUUAUUAUAUCUAGGAUUCAGGAUUAUGCCAACUAGACAAUCCUAAUUUAAGGAGCUUAUGGCACUUAGUACAUCACUUGUGGCUCCCCGCGUCUUCAUUCAUGUGAUCGGGACAAAAAUAUCCUCGGUAUGUCCUUCUCCAACCAAAAUAAUAAACUUACUUUCACAUUUAAAAUAUCAUAGCAGCUUCGAUAUAAGAAAGGAUGAGGCCAUAAUCAAAAACAUUAAUAUUCAUCAUUAACCUUUUACCUUCCUUAUUGUGUCUUGUUUUACCUGAAAUUUUUUUUUGCUAGAAACAUUGGUCGAAAUAGAAGGUUCAGAAUUUUUUGACCUAUUUCGACUAUUUUUUUUUUGAGAAAAAUGUUCAGUUGCCCUUAUUUAGUCUCUUUAAUAACAUAGUUCCUAAUAUUAAUAGUUAUUUUAUUUAUUUAGAGUAAUAUUUAAUAUAGAGAGCUAACGAGCAGCAUCCCUGGUAGUAAGUGACUACCGCUGCUCAUAAGCAUCCGCAACGCCAGAGGCAUUGCAAGGGUGCUGCCGGCCUUUUAAAAGGGAAUAAGUUGUUUAAUUUAAGCAUACAUGUCGUCUGGAAGUUGAUUCUGAAUCGUGGUAAAUGACGUGUAUUGAUUUCUACCUAUCCCAAGGUAAAAUAGCGUGACACUUUAUGAUAAUGUGAAAGAAAUGUACAACUAACAUGGCAGAUUGCAAUCUUAACUUCACAGUGAUUUAAUUGUCGAUGCAUUGUUAUCAUUAAACGUAUACGGGAGAAUGCAAUUUAAUUGUUCGAACUAAUUAAUUAUAAUUACAUCGAAAUGAUCAUCCGCCAAUUGCAUCCUCUUAAGAGACUUGUUAUAAAAGCGCGUAUCUGCUACAUGGUUGUUAUUAGUUAGAUAGCAGCUUCCAAGAAGUUCAAGGAAAUGUCUCGAUUUGUGAUUUUUGUCUGCGUCCUUAUGCUGGCAUCGGCAAUGGUGACCGCCGACAUGCCAUCGGAAGUGAAGCCUUCCGACCAGAAGCUCCCUGAUACCAAGAUUCCUGACACACCUAAAUUGCCCGAAACCAAAGGACUUCCGAGUCUUGGAGGGAAGAGCAAGUAGCACUGUUCCUCGGAAUCGAUCUGCACCCGACGAAAACCACGCAUCUUAUAUAGUUACAUUGAGUAGAAUUAUUCAUGUAAUAGAAUAAGUACAAAGAAACACAUUUUUGCUAUAUGGAAUUUUUAAAAAAGAUUAUUUACCGUGUUGAAUGUACAAAAUAAAUUACGCUGCAGCAA
Molecule: messenger RNA, 2874 nt
Organism: Galleria mellonella (greater wax moth)
Lineage: Eukaryota; Metazoa; Arthropoda; Insecta; Lepidoptera; Pyralidae
Gene: CPG17
Exons: 4
Coding region: 141-632 (163 amino acids)
Source: RefSeq, a predicted model, not a curated record